AUGGCCCACAUCGACGCGGGCAAAACCACCACUGGGGAGUGUCUGCUGCUGCUGGGCCGUUUGCUGGCAGCAAAAGGAAAGGUGGACGAGGGCACUGCAGCCCUCGACUUCCUCCGACAAGAGAGAGAACGAGGCAUCACCAUCCAGGCUGCAGCCUCUCGCCUCCACCACGUGGACUUCUCUGUGGAGGUUGAGCUCUCGCUUGUUGCUGCUGAUGGAGUUGUGCUGCUGCUGGAUGGCACUCGAGGUGUAGAAGUCCAGACAGCAGCCAUAUGGCGUCUGCUGCAGCAGCAGCAGCAGCGCCAGCAGCAGCAGCAGCAGCAGCAGCAGCAGGCCUCGCGGCACAUACCACGGAUAUUAUUUGCCAACAAAAUGGACCGAGACGGGGCGGAUGCGGACGCAUGCCUCCGCUCCGUGCGGCGUCGGCUGGGGGCCUGGCCACUGCAGCUGAACGUAGCAGUGCGGCCCACAGCAGCAGCAGCAGCAGCAGCAGCAGCAGCAGCAGCAGCAGCAGCAGCAGCAGCAAAGCCGCUGCUGCACCUCAUAGACCUCACAGACUUGAAACGGGGCUGCUGCAGCAGCGGGAAAGUUCUGCUGCUGCUCGAAGACGUCUGUCUUCUCGACGAGGCCUUCGAGGCGCUUGCCAGCAGCAGCAGCAGCAGCAGCAGCAGCAGCAGCAGCAGCAACAUGACGACGGAGCUGUGGCUGGCGCUGCGUCGGAUUGUGGCUGCGAACUCAGCGGUCCCCAUCUUGUUUGGAUCUGCGAGAGACACUUGUGGGGUCGAGCUGCUGCUGGAUGCUGCUGCUGCGCUGCUGCCUUCUCCCCUGGAGCUGCCGCUGCCGCUGCAGCGCUGCAGCAGCAGCAAAUCGUGUCUUGCUGCCUUCAGCCAGGCCAAGCAGCAGCAGCAGCAGCGGGAGCAGCGGCGACGCAGCCACGGGUCAGGGCUGACAAUGCUUUCCCUGCAGCAGCAGCAGCAGCAGCAGCAGCAGCAGCAAGCAAGUCAGAAGGGAAGCCUGUUUGCUCCUAGCAGCGCAUCUGUUGCUGCUGCUGCUGCAGCAAACGCAGCAGCUGCUGCUGCGUCCGCACUUCUAGGUGGCCCUCUCACAUCCCAUGCAAGCCCAGCAGCAGCAGCAGCAGCAGCAGCAGCAGCAGCAGCAGUGCCUGCUGCUGCUGCUGCUUCGCCAAAUGCGCCCGCUGCUGCUGCUGCUUUCAAAGUUCUCCCCGACGGCGGACGGCUGGAGGCUCCUUGCGUUCUCUUCAAUUCUUCGCAGCAGCAAGUUGAACUGGUGCAGCAGCUGCUGCUGCCUGCUGCUUCCUCGUACCUCCCAGCAGCAGCUGCUGCUGCUGGAGAUGUAGUGGUGCUGCGGGGGCUGCAGCACACAAGGGCAGGGGACACUCUGCAUGCUAUUGCUGCUGCUGCUGCUGCUGCUGCUGCUACUGAGCAGCAGCAGAAGCAGCAGCAACUCCAGAAGCCCUUUGUCUUUCAGCUGCUUUCUGGGCAAGUGAGCUGGGGGCUGAACACAGCAGCAGCAGCAGCUGCUGCCACACCUGCUAGCAGCAGCAGCAGCAGCAGCAGCAGCAGCAGCAGCAGCAGCAGCAGCAGCAACGACGGUGGCGGGCGCGCAGUUGUGACUGAGGCUUCUUUGCUGGCGAGGCUGGAGCAGCAGCAGCGAGAGCAGCAGCAGCAGAUGGUGCCGGUUUGCUUCUGCAGCAUCGACUGCAGCAGCAACAGUGAGGAGCAGCAGCUGCAGCAGGCGCUGCAGCUGCUGCAGCUGCAAGACCCUUCUUUGCUGCUGACUAAGGCAGAAGGCGAAGCCUUUGUUUUGUGGGGCCGCGGCCAGCUGCAGCUCGAGCUUCCCCUCAGCGGCAGCAAAACUUGGCCUCCCCGCAGCAGCAGCAGCAGCAGCAGCCGCAGGAAGAGAAGCAGCAGCAGCAGCAGCAGCAGCAGCGCCCGCCUCAGCCUGGAGCUGCUGCCGCUGCCUCUGGUCUCCCCCGAGCUGCGUCUCUCGGCGCUGCUGAAGGGCGAACCGGACCCCUCAGCUGCUGCUGUUGCUGCAGCAGUGGCUCCAGCAGCAGCAGCAGCAGCUGCUGCUGCUGCAGAAACGGGGUUUCCUAUCGAAGCCGUGAGGGCGCUCAACUGCCCAGCAGAAGCAACAGCAGCAACAGCAGCAGCAGCAGCAGCAAACCCCUCGCUCUCUGGCCUUCACGGACUGUCGUCUUCCUUUAUUGUCUUCGGGCCCAAAGCGCAGCAGCAGCUGCUGCAGCUUGACAGCAGCAGCAGCAGCAGCCACGGGGGCGCCAGCAGCAGCGUGGCUGUGGCCGAAGCAGUCGCAGCAGCAGCAGCAGCAGCACUAGCUGCUGGGCCUCUCCGGGCGUCUCCUCUUGAUUGGCUGUCUGUACACCUCAAUUCUAUCGAAAUAGAAGGAGAAGCGGUGUCUGCUGCUGCUGCUGCUGCUGCUGCUGCUGCCGCUGCUGCUCACCUGCUGCGAGCGCUGCUGCGCGAGGGCUACGUCGAAGACGAAACCGCAGCAGACAGAGAGAACACGGACUCAGCAGCAGCAGCAGCAGCAGCAGCUGCAGCAGCAGCAGCAGCAGCAGCGGGAGAUAUCGUGUCUUUAGCUGAGCCCGUGAUGCAUCUGGAGCUGCUGCUGCCAGCUGCAUGCGUUGGUGCUGCAGCAACAGAUCUGACGCAGCACAGAGAGGCCCAUGUGGUCUCGAUAACAGCAGCAAACGCUGCUGCUGCUGCUGCUGCUGCUGCUGCUGAGGCUCCCGGGGUUCCUGAAGACGAGGAGCGUCUCAUGCAGCUUGAUGCGACACUGCCGCUGCGGUGCGCUGAGGGCUGCGCCUCUGCACUUCUUAAUUUGACUCGAGUUGGCUCUUCUGUCUUUCCUGCUGCAGUCUCUUUUAUUGGAUUUAUCUUCUUGCCUUCUCUGUUUCUUUUGCUGCUUGGGCCAUUUGAGCAGCAGAAGCAACAGCAACAGCAGCAGCAGCAGCAGCAGCAGCAACAGCAGCAGCAGCAGCAGCAGCAACAGCAGCAGCAGCAGCAGCAGCAGGGGGGUGAGACAGUUGAACCGACGCAGCAGCAAACCGCAGAAUAG
This is a messenger RNA of Eimeria necatrix, 3099 nucleotides long. RefSeq names its product elongation factor Tu GTP-binding domain-containing protein, putative. The transcript is spliced from 10 exons. Bases 1 to 3099 code for a protein of 1032 amino acids. The record is from RefSeq and is a predicted model, not a curated record. NCBI's taxonomy places the organism in Eukaryota, Apicomplexa, Conoidasida, Eucoccidiorida, Eimeriidae. Gene Ontology annotation, cellular component: mitochondrion. Gene Ontology annotation, biological process: mitochondrial translation; ribosome disassembly. Gene Ontology annotation, molecular function: GTP binding; GTPase activity.